Molecule: messenger RNA, 1205 nt
Organism: Fundulus heteroclitus (mummichog)
Lineage: Eukaryota; Metazoa; Chordata; Actinopteri; Cyprinodontiformes; Fundulidae
Product: gap junction alpha-3 protein
Exons: 2
Coding region: 85-843 (252 amino acids)
Biological process (GO): cell communication
Cellular component (GO): connexin complex
Source: RefSeq, a predicted model, not a curated record
AAGACACUCCCUCACUUUAAGGCUACAAGGAAAUCAUAAACAGGUUUCUGUGGUGGUUCUGCUGAUUAAAAUCUCCGAGUAGCAAUGGGAGAGUUUGGCGAGUUGUCGAACCUGCUGAAAAAAGCGAAGAAAAAGUCUACCACUGUGGGCAAAGUCUGGCUCACGGUGCUGUUCGUCUUCCGCAUCUUCGUUCUGGUAAUAGCUGCUAAAGAAGUGUGGGGUGAUGAGCAGUCCAAUUUCUUAUGUGACACUAAGCAACCUGGCUGUCAACUUGCUUGUUACGACUACACUUUCCCAGUUUCUCAUCUCCGCUUCUGGAUUAUGCAAAUACUUAUUGUUUCCACGCCAACGCUUAUUUAUCUGGGCUUCCUCAUUCACCAAGAAGGCAAGAAAAAAAAGGAAGAAGACAGGAAGGUUGAAGUGCUGUUGAAAGGUGAUGACCUGAACACCCAAGUCAACAGCAUCGUAGAUCAACCAUCCAAAAAAGACAAUAAUGGCAAAGUGCCAAUGAAAGGUAGAGCCUGGAAAAUAUAUGUCUGUAACAUAGUUUUUACGAUUCUGUUUGAAGUAGUCUUCCUUGUAGCUCAGUACUGCCUUUAUGGAUUUGGCCUUAAGCUGAUGUACCCCUGUGAGCGUUGGCCCUGCCUCACCAAAGUGUUCUGCUAUGUGUCCCGACCUACAGAGAAAACCCUCUUUAUCAUUUUCAUGCUUAUAGUAGCUUUAGUGUCUCUGCUACUCAAUGUUGUGGAGAUGUUCAUUCAAUGCCGCAAGAAAGAAAAAUUAAAGAAAGAAAUACAGACAAAUGGGAGAAUUCUAGGCAAUAGGCGUCCACUGGCUGUUUAGCAAACGGAAUAAAAAAAACAGUACAGCAUUGCCUUUGCCAAAAAGGUUUCACAAUACUAAAUGUGAACAUGAAUAUUCUGCCAAUUUGGACUCAUUUAUGUCUUUCAUUGUGACCAAAAUUGACUCCCAUUUUAGGGUACAACUUUAACAUAACAUCUUUAUCAGCUCAGCAAUAAGUUUAGUUUUAAGAUCAUAAAUUAUAGAACUAUCAUGUGAAAAUUACUAAUAAAACGCUGGUACAUGGAUACUGGCCAGGGGCCAGUGGGAGAUUCGGGAGGAUUCCCGACAAGCCGGUCUGUUUCAGGCUGAACAGGCCAGUGGUCAAAAUGUUUGUUUUCUCUCUCUCUAGGCCUAUCCCAUAA